Molecule: messenger RNA, 1006 nt
Organism: Hevea brasiliensis (rubber tree)
Lineage: Eukaryota; Viridiplantae; Streptophyta; Magnoliopsida; Malpighiales; Euphorbiaceae
Product: remorin 1.4
Exons: 5
Coding region: 256-828 (190 amino acids)
Source: RefSeq, a predicted model, not a curated record
CAGUACACAGAUAUCAAGCACCUACCAAUUCAGUCCAGCUCAUACUUUCGAGAUACAGUUACCCACUUUCAACUAUAAUAUCUCAACCAACACAACAGCUCCUCCCUCCGUUUCCGUAUUUUCUUCUUUCCUCUUACUGUCCUUCUUCUUCUUCUUCUUCUUCUUCUUCUUCUUCUUCUUCGUUUUCAAUAUUUAGCAAUUUCUAUUUCCAUCUUUUCCUACUUUCUACCUUCAGUUUCCAUAUUUGGAACCAAUAUGGCCGAGGAGGAGCCUAAGAAGGUGGAAUCGGAAACCCCCUCGGAGCCUCCACUGCCUCCUGUAGCUCCUGCUCCGGCACCUGAAGCUGUUGAACCUCCUAAGGACGUGGCUGAGGAGAAAUCUGUAAUUCCUCCGCCUCUGGAAGAGAAGGGAGAGGCUCCAGAAUCUGCUGAGGCUAAAAGUACUAAGGGUUCUGUCAAUCGAGAUGCUGUUCUUGCAAGGGUUGAAACAGAGAAGAGGAUUUCACUCAUUAAAGCAUGGGAAGAGAGUGAAAAGAGCAAAGCAGAGAAUAAAGCUCACAAAAAACUAUCAGCCGUCGUGUCAUGGGAGAACAGUAAGAAAGCAUCUGUGGAGGCUCAGUUGAAGCAAAUUGAGGAAAAAUUGGAAAAGAAGAGGGCUCAAUAUGUGGAGAAAAUGAAAAACAAAAUAGCACUAAUUCACAAGACAGCAGAAGAACAAAGGGCGAUGAUUGAAGCUAAACGUGGGGAAGAUCUUCUGAAAGCAGAGGAGACAGCUGCAAAGUAUCGUGCUACUGGAACUGCUCCAAAGAAGCUUCUUGGAUGUUUUUAGACAUGAAUACUCAGGUUUAAAUGAACAUUGCAUUAUUUGUGUAUUUAAUUGUGAGUUAUUUGUUAAUUGAGUUGUGUUUGUUCAUAGGGGAAGUUGGCCAAUUAUUGCGUGUUCAUGUUGAUGUAUUGUGUAUAUAUACCAUGUGAAUUGGAAGCUUGACUUAUUGAAUUUGUAAAAA